Colletotrichum acutatum is the source of this 528-nucleotide messenger RNA. RefSeq lists its product as uncharacterized. Bases 1 to 528 code for a protein of 175 amino acids. The record is from RefSeq and is a predicted model, not a curated record. Lineage: Eukaryota; Fungi; Ascomycota; Sordariomycetes; Glomerellales; Glomerellaceae. The transcript is spliced from 3 exons.
AUGGUCACUUACUCAUACACAUUACCUGGCAGUAUGGUCAGAUUCAACCCCGAUUGCCAAUCUGAAGCACUAGAAUUCCACUACCUAGACUCACCAUUCUACCUCUCAGUAUCCACCAGAAAUACCCGUCAUGCUCUUUUCCACUGCCAGCAACGUCUCAAGCAUCUGACAGAUUCCUCAAUACAAGAGGCCUCCUCGCCAACACCCUCGCCACCGGGCUCUAUACACCACCGCACACCUCGUGAUUGGGGGGUUCUACCACCGGCCGACUUAGCCUCCCGGCUGACACCUCUGCCGGAGAGGUCUCACCAAAAUGCCCCUCCCGCCACCACACAGCUGCCGGCCGGCCUUUCCGGCCCAACGCCGCGCCACACCGACGGCCAAGUCCUCAGCCCUCUACUCCAGCUGAACCAAGCAUACUGGAGCACAUUGAGCCGCCAAAUGCAUACUCAAGAGGUUACUGCUAGCCAUGGAAACACCAGUGACAACAGCCACUAUGACUUAUCCGAGGGGUGGGAGAACACGUAA